AUGAUCGAGGUUGACUGGCGGCUGACCUUUAUCGACUUCAUCAAGGAGCACAAACUACCCCCCAGCAUCGACAAGAAGAGCGUCGCGGCUGCACGCAUCUUAAGGCAGAGCAAAGGGUACGUCCUAGUCAGAGACAACCUAUACAAGCAUGUAUCAGCAUCAGGCAUACUCAUGAAGUGUGUCCGCGCGGAGGAAUGCAAAGAAAUACUCCAGGAGAUCCACGAAGGCACGUGCGAGAACCACGCUGCUUCUCGCAUGCUAGUCAGGAAGUCUUUCAGAUCUGGGUUCUACAGGCCGACGGCUUUGGCAAACGUCGAAGAACUCGAAUUCUAUGAGCGCAGCGCCAUUGAGGUCAAGUAUGACUCAGUGGCUCACCCGCGGGCCAACAGCCAGGUUGAGCGCACCAACAGCAUGAUCCUUGAUGGACUGAAGAUAAGACUCUACGGCGAGAACAGCAAAAAGGGCGCCAAGUGGAUCCAUGAGAUCUCGUUAGUAGUCUAG
Molecule: messenger RNA, 501 nt
Organism: Panicum hallii
Lineage: Eukaryota; Viridiplantae; Streptophyta; Magnoliopsida; Poales; Poaceae
Exons: 2
Coding region: 1-501 (166 amino acids)
Source: RefSeq, a predicted model, not a curated record